This is a messenger RNA of Tupaia belangeri chinensis (Chinese tree shrew), 1979 nucleotides long. RefSeq names its product DNA dC->dU-editing enzyme APOBEC-3F. The coding region runs from base 278 to 1420 and encodes 380 amino acids. NCBI's taxonomy places the organism in Eukaryota, Metazoa, Chordata, Mammalia, Scandentia, Tupaiidae. Gene Ontology annotation, biological process: cytidine to uridine editing; DNA cytosine deamination; negative regulation of single stranded viral RNA replication via double stranded DNA intermediate. Gene Ontology annotation, cellular component: nucleus; P-body; cytoplasm. The record is from RefSeq and is a predicted model, not a curated record. The transcript has 6 exons. Gene Ontology annotation, molecular function: cytidine deaminase activity; zinc ion binding; RNA binding.
UAUUUCGAAAAACAUUUUACUUUCACUUUCAAAACCUACUCUUUGCUUCUGGUCGGAACACCACCUUCCUGUGCUGCCGAGUGGACAAAGUUGAGCGGCAUGGCACGGUGCCCCUGGUCAGCGGGGUCUUCACACACCAGGUGAGAGCCAGAGUGUCCUCACACCGCAGGCAGGAGCUUCCCCGGGAGGACGCAGAAGUCACAGGGAAAGGGCCACAGGGCGGGCUCUGAAUUCUACAUUUUCCUCCCACCACGUUUUCUGCCGUCCUCCGCUCUUGAUGUUCCUGCUGGACUGUCUGGGCACCGGAUCCCUUUGGAGGGAUCAUGAAAGGCUUCAUGUAAAAGCCAAUUCCUGCCCCACCGAGGUCACUUACCGUGGCCCCGUCACCGAGCUUUGCAUCCAGCGAGUCCAGAGAAAGAGCACCUGUGGAGGGCUGGGGGCCGAGCACCUGCACCUGCACCUGCUGGGCUGGGUCUGGUCUUCCUACCAUGCAGAAUCUCACUUUCUCUUGUGGUUCCAAAAAAACUUCCUGUCCCUUGACAAGGACUUCCAGGUCACCUGGUACUUGUCCUGGAGCCCCUGCCCUGCAUGUGCAAAGCAGGUGGCCGACUUCCUGGCCGUGCACCGAAACGUGAGCCUGACCAUCUUCUCCGCCCGACUCUACUACUUCUGGGACCCAGAAUUCAGGGAUGGGCUUCACAGACUGUUUGAGAAAGGGGCCCGGGUGGCCAUCAUGUCCCCCAAAGAUUUUGAAAACUGCUGGGAAGGCUUUGUGUUCAACGAGGGAAGGGACUUCAGGCCUUGGGACAACAUGGUUGAAAAUUAUCAGUCCCUGCGCAUCACCCUGCAGGAGAUCCUCAGAUACCCGAUGGAGCGGUUAUUCCGGAAGACAUUUUACUUUCACUUUCAAAACCGACUCUAUGCCUCGCGUCGGAACACCACCUUCCUGUGCUACCGAGUGGACAGAGAGGAGCGGCCGGGCACCGUGUCCCUGGCCAGGGGCGUCUGGAGAAACCAGGUGCAUCCUACCUGCCACGCAGAAUUGCGCUUUCUCUCGUGGUUCCAGAGUAACAUGCUGUGCCCCAACAAGGACUUUCAGGUCACCUGGUACUUGUCCUGGAGCCCCUGCCCUAACUGUGCAAAACAGGUGGCCGACUUCCUGGCCGCGCACCGGAACGUGAGCCUGACCAUCCUCACCGCCCGACUCUACUACUUCUGGGACCAAAAAUUCAGGAAUGGGCUUCGCAGACUCUGUGAGGAAGGGGCCCGGGUGGCAAUCAUGUCCCCCCAAGAUUUUAAAAACUGCUGGGAAGACUUUGUGUGGAACAAGGGAUGGAACUUCACGCCUCGGUUUAAUGUGGGUAGAAAUUACCAGCUCCUGGCCAGCAGGCUGGAGGAGAUCCUUGGUCCUCACUCUUGACUCGUGCCACCGCUGGGAUACAGCUGGAAACCUCGAAUUCCUGACCUGUGAGGCCCUUUGGGGACAGCAAGUCCCCUGCCCUUUGCAGGAACAUGAGGGCCAGGAGGCCGCUGCCAUGGAGGGAGCACGGCCUGGCUGACCUGGCCUGGCCUCCAGCUCUGCCGUGCAUUUGCUGUGUGACCUGCAGAGGGCUUCUCAGCCUCUCUGUGCCUCGGAUCUCCUCUGGAACGUCAGCGUCAUUGCUGAGGCUGGAACGUGACUGGCCCCUUCAUGGUCACGAUGCAGUUUGGUUGCCAACAUGUGGUGGCCCUGUCUCAGGUGGGAUUUUAAGAUAAGGCUGGAUCCCAAUGGAGUCGUCUGAGUUACGGGGCUCUGUGCUGGGCAGGUCGGCUCUGGUUCUGGGGGGACCGAUUAGGUUCUUCGUCUGUGGGACUGCUGGCAUUACCCGAGAGCGGCGGCUACCCAGUGAGGUCACCUCUCCUGCUCUCUGUCACGUGCCCCGGGCUCCCCUUCGGCUUCUCGGCCAUAUCGAUACGGCGACACCCUGACACAAAACAGC